Messenger RNA from Staurois parvus, 362 nucleotides. Lineage: Eukaryota; Metazoa; Chordata; Amphibia; Anura; Ranidae. The record is from the annotation of a GenBank genome assembly.
UGUCAGCUUGUUCACACUGCUUUGGAUGGCUUUGCGCAUCACAGCUAUGCAAAGCAGUGUGAUUACAGUGAAGCACAAACACACCCAGCACACAGUUAACCCUUUGAUAGCCCCUCAUGUUAAUCCCUUCCUGCCCAGUGCCAUUAGUACAGUGUCAGUGCUUGCUUUAGCACUGAUUAGUGUAUUGAUGUCACUGGAGAUGCCAGUGACACCAAGUCAGUUCCUCCCACUAUCAGAAUGCCCACCGCAGUCCCGCUAUAAGUUGUUAAUCGCCACCAUUACUAGUAAAAAUUAAAAAUAAAUUUCAGUAUUUCUACCGCCAUUUGUAAACACUAUAACUUUCACGUAAACCAAUUAAUUUA